This is a messenger RNA of Cuscuta campestris, 1025 nucleotides long. Lineage: Eukaryota; Viridiplantae; Streptophyta; Magnoliopsida; Solanales; Convolvulaceae. The record is from the annotation of a GenBank genome assembly.
GAUCGAUUCAUGCUCAAACCCGUAUUGAAAUUUCGUGUUGGACAUGUUAAUAGACUAGGCCGGAUAUCUCUAAUCUAGGGUAUCCAUUAGAGAUAUCUAAAGAUAUUGAAUUUGAAACUCUUUUUUUAUGUCUCACCAACAAGUAAAAAAGAAAUCUGUUAUCUAAACUAUCUCCUAAACUCACUGGACCUGCCCUAAAAGAUUUGGGGAAGUUAUGAAGAACACCACCCCCCCACAUCUGCAGCAAGGCAAAACAGAUGGCGUCUAUCCCUACAACCCUGCUGAGAACCAUCUUCUUAUUCACAAAGCCAUGGCGACCCUCCUUCUCCCCUUCAUUCUUCUCAUCCCGAAAUCCAUGCUCGCCCGGCGGCUGUAAAAUCUUCAAGGCCCGAAACCAUCAUCGUCUACUGCUAUCGAGAAAGACCCACAACUUCAAUUACUCCGACGAAGAAGCCGCCGCUCCGUCUUCGUCUCCAGAUGACUGCGAACCAGAUCCAGAUCCUCCGCAGGAAGCUGUUCUUAAGGCAAUUUCAGAAUUGUCAAAGGCAGAAGGAAGGGUGGGACAAACCACAAAUGUAGUCAUUGGAGGCACUACUACUCAUGACGAUUCUACUAACGAGUGGCUCGUUUUGGAUAAAAAGGUGAAUUCCUACCCGACCGAAAGGGUGUUUACGGCAAUUGGAACCGGAGGUGAUGAAUUUGUGCAGGCUAUGGUUGUUGCAGUAGAAUCAGUCAUUCAAGAAUCUAUCAUUCAGGGGCAGGUGAAGAAGAAGGAUUCCUCCGGAGGCAAGUACGUGUCCGUGAACAUUGGACCUAUUCUUGUCAUUAAUAGCGAACAGGUUCGAGCUGUAUAUAACGCAAUGAGAAGAGAUGAGCGAGUGAAAUACUUUCUCUAGAUUAUUACAGUUUGUAACGUAGUGUGAAGCACUCUAACACUAAAUGUUUUGUUUCAUCCUAACAUGUUUUCACUGAGAAGUGUUAAAUUCACAAAUAGAUAAAUCACAAAAUAUACAAACUUUUGGUUU